Coffea eugenioides is the source of this 3789-nucleotide messenger RNA. Its product is annotated as putative late blight resistance protein homolog R1A-3. The coding region runs from base 1 to 3789 and encodes 1262 amino acids. Gene Ontology annotation, biological process: defense response to other organism. The record is from RefSeq and is a predicted model, not a curated record. NCBI's taxonomy places the organism in Eukaryota, Viridiplantae, Streptophyta, Magnoliopsida, Gentianales, Rubiaceae. The transcript has a single exon. Gene Ontology annotation, molecular function: ADP binding.
AUGGCCUCCAGUAGCAGUGGUACUAGCUGCUUUGAGUCUGCUUUGACUUUUCUGGACGAGGGUUUGGAGGCUUGCAGAGAUGAGACAGAUUCUGAUAGCAUGAACCUGAUGACUGAUAUCCGGAACCUCAUGAUGGAGGUAAGAUUAUUGAAAACCUUUGAUCUGUAUUUUAGCAAUUGUAUGGGAAGGGACCAUGAAACUUUGUUGGAACAUGAUCAGAAGGACAACACUAAUACCGAGUCUGAAAGUUUGAGACCUAGUAAAGUUUCAUGCAGAAUUCAAGAACUGGUUAAUAGGAAGACGAAGCGUCUGGUUAGACGGUUUGAGUCUAUUGUAACGCCAACUCUAAGAGACAUCAAAAGGGAGCUCACUGGAUACCACCAAAAUAUUAAGUUGCUUUUUGAGACAGAUAUCAAGGAAUUGUCUAUCAGCAAGUUCUUGGAUGACUACUCCCUGGGGCAGCCUCCAUUGGUUACGGAUUUUAUUGAUUCCCUUUCAGAGAAUCUGAGAUGUUUUCUCCGUAGAAAGCAGGAUUUUGGUAAUACUUUGAAUUAUCUGAUGGAAAUUCUUGAAGAGAAGCUAAUGUUCUUGAAGAGCUUCAUUCCCUUUGCCACGUUGCAGGGUGUUGAGGGGCAGGAAUUGAGGGAUCUGUUGAAUCACGUGGAAGACAUGGGUAUCAAUGCUGCACGCCUGAUUUCCAUAUGUUGGUUUAACCGAGAAGACAAGCAAGUGUGUGAUGAAAUGGUAUCUAAAGUUUCUCAAUUGCUAUACAAGAUUAAUCCUGUUGAUCCACAAGACCGAGCAACAUACAUUAAUGUCCUGACCGCUUCAAAGUUAUCAAAAUCAUCAGACACUUUGGCUCUGGAGAAGAAUAAGCAUAUAGUGGCCGACUUCAUUGAUUGUCUCCUAGACAAUCUUAUGGAGCUACUUCAAAUUGAUACCAAUUUUCUGGCUCUGGAGAGGAAUCAAUUGCUAAAACUCCAAGAGGGUGUAAGAUUUUUGAAUUUCCUUCUCAGGCAGCAGGGGAAGUUCAACGAGCUACAUGAUGAAAUAAAGGGUCUUAUUGGAGAUGCAGUCUGUGAUGCAGGAGUUGUCAUUUUCUCCCUUUCUAAGAAUCAACUGAAAGAAGGCUUUGCUGAGGAAACGGAUCUUGAGCUUUCUCGUUUGCUGAAAAAGCUCAAUUUUAUUCUGACAGAAGUUGCACAAAUUUAUCCGCCACCAUCAUUUAGAUUUCCUCGGACCAAUGAGUUGGGCUCCAUUGAUUUACUCUUGCAAAAUGUCGACGAACUGGCUACUUCUGAGGCUAGUUCAAUUGCUUUCCCAAAGGAUCAAAUCCAAAGAGUUCAAGAAGAUCUCCAAUUCUUAAGAUCUUUCCUGCAGGAAAUAAUGGAGCAGCGCAACCAGAAUAAAGAACUCCAAGCUCUUUGGGAUCGUGUUAUGGAGGUGACAUAUAAUGCAGAGUUAGUCAUAGACUCUAUUGUGAUUGGGGAUAAACCUGAAUGUCUGGAUAACAUUGUCAGGGAUAUCAAGCUUAUGAGAGCUGAGGCCCUGGAAGUACAUGGCAGCAUCAGGUAUGACACUGAAGCUCAGAGUGCUGUCAAGAACUGUAUUCACAUGGAAUCGCAACUCAGUUACCCUGCACCAAAUGAAGUUCUAGUGGGCCUUGACGAAGAGGUAAAGAUGAUCAUCAAUAGACUUACCAGGGGUUCCAAGCAUUUGAAUAUUGUUCCAAUUGUUGGUAUGGCUGGUCUUGGUAAGACAACAUUUGCAAACAAAGUCUACUGUGAUCCUUCAAUUAUAGGCUACUUUCAUAUUCGUGCUUGGUGUACUGUUUCUCAAGUUUACAGCAAGCACAAUUUGUUAGCUAUGAUUUUGUGCAGUAUUAAUUGUAGGAGUCCAGACCAUUAUCUUGAGAUGAAUGAAGAUGAUUUGACUGUAAUGCUCUACCAGAGUUUGAAGAGGAAUAGGUAUCUUAUCAUUUUAGACGAUGUGUGGGACAUUAAGGCAUGGAAUAUGUUGGAAAGAUCAUUGCCAGAUGAUACCAACGGAAGCAGGAUUCUCUUCACCAGCAGGUUUCAGAAUUUGACUUCGCAAUUUAGUGAUUGCGAGCCUUUCCAUCUCCGACAACUUACUGUUGAAGAGUGUUUUGUGUUGCUUCAGAGGAAGAUAUUUGGCAAAAAAGGUUGUCUUCCAGCACUAAUAAAAGUUUUAACGCAAAUAGCAAAUAAAUGCAAGGGGCUACCUUUCACAGUAGUCAUUGUUGCUGGAAUUCUUUCAAGUAUUGAGCCAGAUUGCUGGCAGGAUUUUGCAAACAGUCUUAGUUCCAGCACUGUAAUUGAGACCAAUCUAUUGGAGUUGGGUUACAGUUAUUUACCCGAUUAUUUGAAACCAUGCCUUCUUUACUUUGGCACAUUUCCAGAGGAUGAGAAUAUUCCUGUCCGAAGGUUGUUCUUGCUUUGGGUCUCUGAAGGAUUCGUGCAAAAGACUGAAGGAAAGACCUUAGAGGAUGUGGCUGAUGACUACUUGAAGAAUUUGGUUAAUAGAAGUUUAGUUAUUGUUACCCAACAGAGAACUAUAGGUGGUGCCAAAGCUUGCCGAAUUCAUGAUUUGGUACGUGAGUUUUGUGUAACAAAAGCCAAGGAAGAAAGUUUUCUUCAUAUCUUACAUGGGUAUAAUGAUCUUUGUACUUUUGCUGGACCCUGCAACCCCCAUCGAGUAUUCAUUUAUGAUUCCACGAUAGAGGGGCUUAAAGAGUCAAAGCUGUUUUUUCCCAAUUUACGUUGUUUGCUCUUCCGUGCUAAUGUCUUCAUUACUAGCAAUAGGAUAUCUACAGUGCUGUUUCAUUGUUCACUCGGGGUUCUGAUAUUUAAGUUUCUUAGAUUGUUGGACCUGGGGGAGUUUAGUCUUGGCAAAAGUUUUCCGAUGGAAGUAGUGUUGCUUGUUCACUUGAGAUACUUGGCCAUUCGAUCAGAACUGUUAUCAAUCCCAGAUGCAAUAGCCAACCUCUCAAGGUUAGAAACACUUCUGAUUAGAGGGUCUCAAGAUGUUCGGCUGCCAAACACCAUCUGGACUAUUAAGACAUUGAGGCAUUUAUUUAUAACAAGAUCCAAUGGUUAUGGUUCCAGGUGUGGUUUUAUUUUUCCCAACAAUCUGGAAGGCUCCCCGGAUUUAGAACAUCUAGUUACUUUGACCCUGGCGAUUGAUCCCUCUUACCAAAGCUUGCAAAAGAUACUGAAAAAGUUGCCAAGCAUCCGAAGGCUAAGAUGUGCAGGACUCAGAUAUCGUGGCAAUGGGAUUCUCAUGCUGGACCAUUUGAGUCAAGUAGAAUCACUUAAGGUGCAUCGAUUUGAUGGAUAUCACUUUCAUUUCCCAUCGAAUUUGAGAAAGUUGACUCUCUCAUUUACUUCUAAGCCGUGGAGUGAAAUUUCAACAAUUGGUAAGCUGACCAAGCUUGAAGUGCUCAAGUUAAACCGUGAAUCCUUUGUGGGAAGGAAAUGGGAAAUGAAAGAAGGGGAGUUCCCUAAGCUCCGAAUCUUGAAACUGUCAGAGUUGGACAUCCGUUGGUGGACUGCAACAUCUUCUGAUCAUUUUUCCUGUCUUGAGAAAUUGGCUUUGCAUGGUUGUAAGAAGCUGGAAGAGCUCCCUUCUUGUUUAGGGGAAUCUGCGCCUCUUGUAAUGAUUGAGGUGAAAGGGUGCGAGUCUGCUGAAAGUUCUGUGAAGCAAAUUGGAGAAGAACAGAUGGAAAAUGGAAAUGAGGGUCUAAAGAUUGAUAUUCGAAGUUAUUGGUGA